Molecule: messenger RNA, 22058 nt
Organism: Oncorhynchus keta (chum salmon)
Lineage: Eukaryota; Metazoa; Chordata; Actinopteri; Salmoniformes; Salmonidae
Product: voltage-dependent R-type calcium channel subunit alpha-1E-like
Exons: 46
Coding region: 748-7617 (2289 amino acids)
Biological process (GO): chemical synaptic transmission; calcium ion import across plasma membrane
Cellular component (GO): voltage-gated calcium channel complex; neuronal cell body; membrane
Molecular function (GO): high voltage-gated calcium channel activity
Source: RefSeq, a predicted model, not a curated record
CGAAGGCUUGAGAAGUGGUGUGGUCCGUGUGGUAGCGAAAAGCAAGCAAGAUUUUUGAAAAUGAAAAAAGUUUGCGCAGUGCUUUAUUUGUUUUGUUACGGUGGGAAUAUGUUUAUGGCAGAUGUGCACGAGAAGAUGAGAGAGUGAGGACAGGUGGUGUAAUUAGAAGCUCGGAUUUCGGUUUAUCGAUGGACCGUACAAAAUGCUCUUGUUCUUUUCUGUCAUGUGGACAAACCUUCGGGAGACGUGACUUAUGGUGGCUUUUGUGCUGAGAACAGUUUCGGUGGUGUCUGGAUGCAUCGCCCCUCCACAACGGAUCUUAUGGAGAUUUGUUUAAGGGAAUAUGUUUAGCCUUGAUUUGACAUUUUGAGUCUCGAAUUAUAUAUAUAUAUAUAUAUAUAUAUAUUUUGCUUAAUGGGUUUGAAUGCGGUCUCUUGGACAAUUGAUGUGUUUCUUUGUAACCUACCCACUCGUUGAAGACAUGCGUCGAUUUUGAUUUAUUCACAAGAAGUAGAAAGCCCACGGUCAAAGAAGUAAAGGCUUGAACUUCAAAACUGAGGAACAUUUAUUUGUGAACAACUCCACAUGCGGAUAGGAAUAUUUAUCAUCACUUGUUGCCUUGGCUAAGGACAUUAUGAUGGACUAAAACGAGUAUUUUUUCCCCGAUCAAAUUACUUUCUCUACCCCACCCUGCUUCCCAGGGGCUAACCCUCUCCCCUCUCUCCUGUUUUUCUUGCUCUUCGCAGAAUGUCCCGGUUCGGAGACAACGUUCCCGCCAUGUUGGGCUCCGGGGAUGGGGGCUCCAAGCGCAACAGGAACCGGGAGGGAGCACCUGUAUCUACAGGUGGUGGAGUUUCCCCAGCCUUUAAACAGACCAAAGCGCAGAGAGCUCGCACCAUGGCCCUGUACAACCCCAUCCCUGUCAGACAGAACUGUUUCACCGUCAAUAGAUCACUCUUCAUUUUCGGGGAGGACAACAUUGUUCGGAAGUACGCAAAGAAGGUCAUAGAGUGGCCUCCGUUUGAGUACAUGAUCCUCGCCACCAUCAUCGCCAACUGUAUCGUCCUGGCCCUGGAGCAGCACCUGCCCGGAGAGGACAAGACCCCCAUGUCUAAGAGACUGGAAAAGACAGAACCUUACUUCAUUGGGAUGUUCUGCUUUGAAGCUGGGAUUAAAGUGGUGGCAUUGGGAUUUGUAUUCCAUAAAGGCUCCUACCUAAGAAAUGGCUGGAACGUCAUGGAUUUCAUUGUGGUUCUGAGUGGGAUUCUGGCCACAGCGGGAGCUCACAUGAACAUCCCAGUGGACCUGCGGACCCUGAGGGCCGUCCGUGUACUCAGACCCCUCAAACUGGUCUCUGGAAUCCCUAGCCUGCAGAUAGUCCUGAAAUCUAUCAUGAAAGCCAUGGUGCCGCUGCUCCAGAUUGGCCUGUUGCUCUUCUUCGCCAUUCUCAUGUUUGCCAUCAUCGGCCUGGAGUUCUACAGCGGGAAGCUCCACAGCACCUGUCUGCCCAUGCCCAAUAUCCUAGAGAAUGAGACGGUGGACAAGUCUGAGUCAGAGUUCCCGUGUGGGGUAAGGAAGUGCCCUGACAAGUACACCUGCCAUGACACCUGGAUCGGCCCCAACGACGGCAUCACCCAGUUUGACAACAUCCUGUUUGCUGUGCUCACCGUCUUCCAGUGCAUCACCAUGGAGGGCUGGACCACCGUGCUCUACAACACCAAUGAUGCUUUAGGCCCCACUUGGAACUGCAUGUACUUCAUCCCUCUGAUAAUCAUUGGCUCCUUCUUCGUGUUGAACCUGGUAUUGGGAGUGCUCUCAGGAGAGUUUGCCAAAGAGAGGGAGCGGGUUGAGAACCGCAGGGCGUUCAUGAAGCUGCGGAGGCAACAGCAGAUUGAGAGGGAACUCAAUGGCUACCGGGCCUGGAUUGACAAAGCAGAGGAGGUGAUGCUUGCAGAGGAUAAUAAGAAUUCAGGACCGUCUGCUCUUGAUGUGCUGAAGAGGGCCACAAUCAAGAGGAGAGAGGAGAGGAGAGGACUGGACCAGCAGUAUGGUGACAUCUCUUCUGUGGGCAUCCCGAUGACCAGAGCCAGCAUCAGGAGUGCUAAGAGAGGACCCACCGCUUAUUUGAAGCGUAAGGAGCGUCUGCUGCGGAUCUCUCUCCGCCGCAUGGUGAAGACACACAUCUUCUACUGGACCGUACUGGGCCUGGUGGCCCUCAACACACUCUGUGUUGCCAUCGUCCAUCACAACCAACCCCACUGGCUGUCUGUGUUCCUCUACUAUGCAGAGUUCCUCUUUCUGGGUCUGUUUCUGACUGAAAUGUGUUUAAAGAUGUACAGCCUGGGACCCAGACUCUACUUCCACUCUGCCUUCAAUCGCUUCGACUGCGGGGUGAUAGUGGGAAGCAUCUUUGAGGUGAUGUGGGGAUUCUUCAGGCCUGGCAUGUCCUUUGGCAUCAGUGUGCUGCGUGCGCUCCGUCUGCUGAGGAUAUUCAAGAUCACCAAGUACUGGGCGUCGCUGAGGAACCUGGUGGUAUCCCUGAUGAAUUCUAUGAAAUCAAUCAUCAGCCUCAUUUUCCUCCUCUUCCUCUUCAUCCUGGUCUUUGCUCUGCUGGGCAUGCAGCUCUUUGGUGGCAGGUUCAUCUUUGAAGACUACACUCCUACAAACUUUGAUACUUUUCCUGCAGCCAUCAUGACUGUAUUUCAGAUUCUGACAGGAGAAGACUGGAAUGAGGUGAUGUACAAUGGGAUCCGCUCCCAGGGAGGAGUGAAGUCAGGAAUGUGGUCCUCCAUAUACUUCAUUGUACUCACACUCUUUGGUAACUACACGCUGUUGAAUGUUUUCUUGGCCAUCGCUGUGGACAAUCUGGCCAAUGCCCAGGAACUAACCAAGGAUGAAGAGGACGAAGAGGCUGCUUUCAAUCAGAAACAUGCUCUCCAGAAAGCAAAGGAAGUAGGGGCCAUGUCUUCCCUGAUGUCAUCAGACAGGAGGAGGAGACCCUACCUGUAUAGGAAAAGAGCGAUACACAGGAGCCGGCCUGCCUACUCUCUGGAGGAGGCUGAGAGCCUCGCCGAGGGGCCCCCAUGCCCGCCACUGAAUUCCUCUAACUCUUUCAUGUCCAGGAGGGAGAGGAGUAGACGGAUGACCAUGUCUGUGUGGGAGCAGAGAACCAGCCAACUGCGCAGGCACCGGCAGAUGUCCAGCCGAGAGAUCCUCUUCAGCAACCCCAGUGAGGAGCAGGAAGCGCCCCCUGGCUGUCCCCACCACCUCAAAGCAACAGGCACACCCACAGGCAGCUUGAAGCUGGCUGAUCCCACAGCUGACCCUAAGGACUUCACAGCUAAGCCCCCAAAGCCCAUGGAGAUUCCCCUAGAGGAACCAGCCCUGUCCAUGGGUGUCCCUGAGCCCCACUUAUCCAGCCCUUUACCAGAGCCACCCGAUCCCACUGACACGCCCCUGCCGGACUCCCCCACGUCCACAGCUGUGUUCAUACCGGAGCCUACAGAAUCUGAGCCAUGCCCAGAGGGCAAGCGUGGCAUCCCCAAUCACUGCCACCAAGGCUUCAAUGGCCGCAAGAGCCCCUGGUUGAAUGGGGAGAGAAGGCAGAGAGCGGUGCGUAAGUUCCGCCCUCCUGCUGGUGACACCCUGACCACUGACAUGGAAGGCAUGAGGCUCAGGAGGCCACAGGGCACAGGGCACUGUGAGGCUCAGGCUGGGGCCAGAGGCCUGGACUCACCUCAGGCGGAGGGCAGCAGUCUCUCUGUCAGCAUGGAGAGGAAGACCCCAGAGGACCCAGUGGAGGAGGUGAGGAAAGACGGUAACAAGGGAGAAACCAGCCAACCUUCCAAGACCAGGGAGGCUGAACACAGACAGAUGGACCAUGAUCAGACUGGGGGUCCUGAGCUGCAGAACAGGGAGGAGGGUCUACAGUCAGAUCCACCCACCCUGCAGCCAUCUCAGGCUGCAGUUCUGGCGCUACCAGAGGGCCCCACAGGAGACAGUGAGACCGAUAGCAAUGCCACCACUCUGAACCAGUCCCCUCUGAGUUCCAGUGUCGUCAUCGAGGUGACCGAUGUCCAGUUGUCACUAGAGCUCACCCCCAUCACAGGCAACAGUAAAGAUGUGGAGGCAUCCAAGCCUGAGAAGGACGAGGAAGAGGUGGCCAACCCAGUCAAUACUGUCACACCUGACAGUAUGUUCAUCUUCAAACCUGACAAUCCGAUCCGCCGGACCUGUCACUAUGUGGUGAACCUGCGUUACUUUGAGAUGUGCAUCCUGCUGGUGAUCGCUGCCAGCAGUAUCGCCCUCGCUGCAGAGGACCCCGUUUCAGCCACCUCUGACUGGAACAAAGUUUUGCGUUACUUUGACUACGUGUUCACAGGUGUCUUUACCUUUGAAAUGAUAAUAAAGAUGAUAGACCAGGGCUUGAUUCUCCAUGACGGCUCCUACUUCCGGGACCUGUGGAACAUUCUAGACUUCAUCGUGGUGGUCGGAGCUCUGGUUGCCUUCGCCCUCACGAAUGUGCUGGGAAAUAAUAAAGGACGGGACAUCAAAACCAUCAAGUCUCUUCGGGUGCUGCGCGUCCUGAGGCCCCUGAAGACCAUCAAGAGACUGCCGAAACUCAAGGCAGUGUUUGACUGUGUGGUGACCUCUCUGAAGAACGUCUUCAACAUCCUCAUCGUCUACAAGCUCUUCAUGUUCAUUUUCGCUGUCAUCGCUGUGCAGCUGUUCAAGGGGAAGUUCUUCUACUGCACUGACGGAUCCAAAGACACAGAGAAGGACUGCCAGGGCUUCUACAUAAACUAUGAGAAAGACAAACAGGAGGUGAAGAGGAGGGAGUGGAGGAGACAUGACUUUCACUAUGACAAUAUAGUCUGGGCCCUGCUCACUCUGUUCACCGUCUCCACUGGGGAAGGCUGGCCACAGGUCCUGCAGCACUCUGUGGAUGUGACAGAGGAGGACAGAGGACCCAGCCAGGGAAACAGAAUGGAGAUGUCCAUCUUCUAUGUCAUCUACUUUGUGGUCUUCCCCUUCUUUUUCGUCAACAUAUUUGUGGCUCUCAUCAUCAUCACCUUCCAGGAGCAGGGAGACAAGAUGAUGGAGGAGUGCAGCUUGGAGAAGAAUGAGAGGGCUUGCAUUGACUUUGCCAUAAGUGCCAAACCCCUGACCCGCUACAUGCCUCAGAACAGGCAGACGUUCCAGUACCGCCUCUGGCACUUUGUGGUCUCCCCCUCCUUUGAGUACACCGUGCUGGCCAUGAUUGCACUCAACACCAUUGUCCUGAUGAUGAAGUAUUACUCAGCCCCACCAGUGUACGAGGCUGUGCUGAAACACCUGAACACAGCCUUCACUGUGCUCUUCUCUGUGGAGUGUGUCCUCAAGAUCAUGGCAUUUGGCUUUCUGAACUACUUUCGAGACACUUGGAAUAUAUUUGACUUCAUCACGGUGUUGGGCAGCAUCACAGAAAUAGUGGUGGACCUGCAGUCAAUUGAGACCUUCAACAUGGGUUUCCUGAAGCUGUUCCGAGCUGCUCGACUGAUCAAGCUGUUGAGGCAGGGUUACACCAUCCGCAUCCUGCUCUGGACCUUUGUCCAGUCCUUUAAGGCUCUCCCCUACGUCUGUCUGCUCAUUGCCAUGCUCUUCUUCAUAUAUGCAAUCAUCGGAAUGCAGGUUUUUGGAAACAUCAGACUGGAUGAGGAGACUCACAUCAACCAACACAACAACUUCAAGACCUUCUUUGGUGCUCUGAUGUUGCUAUUCAGGAGUGCCACGGGGGAGUCGUGGCAGGAGAUCAUGCUGUCAUGUUUAGGGGGGCAGAAGUGUGAGCCAGACCCCUUAGCUCUAACGUCAGACCACGAGGAGCGCUGUGGAACUGAGUUUGCCUACUUCUACUUUGUUUCCUUCAUCUUCUUCAGCUCAUUUCUGAUGCUGAAUCUGUUUGUGGCUGUGAUCAUGGACAACUUUGAGUACCUCACCCGGGAUUCUUCCAUCUUGGGGCCUCAUCAUCUGGAUGAGUUUGUUCGUAUCUGGGGUGAAUACGACCGAGCUGCUUGCGGGCGUAUUCAUUACACUGACAUGUACGAGAUGCUGACUGAUAUGUCGCCACCUCUUGGCCUCGGAAAGAAAUGUCCCUCCAAAGUGGCUUAUAAGAGGUUGGUGCUGAUGAACAUGCCCGUGGAUGAGGAGAUGUCUGUUCACUUCACCUCCACCCUCAUGGCCCUGAUCCGAACUGCCCUGGAGGUCAAGAUAGCCAGAGGAGGGGAGGACAGGGGGCAGAUGGAUUCAGACCUACAGAAGGAGAUCAGUAUCAUCUGGCCACACCUUUCUCAGAAGACGCUAGACCUGCUCGUCCCCAUCCACAAAGCCAAUCAUAUGACCAUUGGGAAGAUCUACGCAGCUAUGAUGAUCAUGGACUACUACAAGCAGAGCAAAGCCAAGAAGCUCAGGCAACAGCUGGAGGAGCAGAAACACGCUCCCAUGUUCCAGCGUAUGGACGCGUCCUCUCUGCCUCAGGACAUCCUCUGCAGUGCCAAAGCCCUCCCCUUUCUGACCCACAGCGCUGGAUCUGCCCUGACCAGAGGAGGGUUUGUCGCCUUGAGUCCCAUCUCCCCCCAGGAGAUGUUCAUGCAGCCCAUGUCCCAGGACCUUGAGGAUAAAGAGGAGGACUACCACCACUAUCACCACCACCACCACCACCACCAGCUCCACACUCUGGUUGGGACGGACAGCAGCAAAUUGAUGAAACGCUCCUUCUCCACUAUUGGUGAUCAGUGCGUAAAUGGGCUGUGGCAGGAGGAGUACUCUCUGGAGAGGGUCAGUUCUGACCGUCUGUGUAGACCACGACAGAGGAGCAUCAGAGGCAUCAGGUCCAACCUCAGGGAACCAGUGGAUCAAGAGCGGGGGCGCUCCAAAGAGCGGCGCCACCUGCUGUCUCCCGACGUGUCCCGCUGCAACUCUGAGGAGCGGGGCCAGGACACGUCACAGGAACGCAAGCAGUCCCGCUCCCCCAGCGAGGGACACGCACAUGUCCACCAUAGACAGGGCAACACUUCAGGCAGCCCAGGCCCGUCUAACUCUGAGUCCAGCACACCCAGUGGCCGUCGGCAGCUCCCCCAGACGCCAUCGCGGCCACGCCUUCACAUCUCCUACUCCCCCCUGAUAUGCCGAGCCCACCCCUCCCCCCCUGCUGUCAGCGAGGGCAGAGCCCAGACCCAGGAGGCCCCUAGAGAGACGGAGGAGGCCUUGUGGAGGGAGGAAGGGGAGAGGCCAGCCCAGGUGGCAGGAGGAGGAUCUGGGGUGGGGGUGGUAGUAGGGGUGAGUGACCCAGGGUUAGGGGUCAGUCACCCACAUCCCUCCCCUCACCGGUACAUCUCGGAGCCAUACCUGCCCCUGCACGAGGAGUUCUACAGCCCAGACUCCUCAGGCCUGGAGGAGACUCUGACCUUCGAGGUGGCCAUUGCAACCAGUCUGGGUCGGGCCAACACCAUCAGCUCUGCCCCCCAGCUCAGACACAACUGGCAGGUCCCCAACGGACACUUCCAUAAACGCCUGGGUCAGGCCAGCUCUGUGGCCGCCUGCGAGCUCCUGUGUGACACCGACGUGGAUGACCGCUGUUAGGGCCGGGACUGGGAGAGGAAGAUGAGGAAGAUGGACAGCAAAACUGGGUACCAGAGAGACAGGGGUCCUCAGUCUGAAGUACACUGUCAGGGCGUGUACUGAGUGUGCAUCUGUCUGUGUGUGUGUGUGUGUGUGUGUGUGUGUGUGUGUGUGUGUGUGUGUGUGUGUGUGUGUGUGUGUGUGUGUGUGUGUGUGUGUGUGUGUGUGUGUGUGUGUAGGAGUGCAAUAUGUUUGCCAAAUCAAUAAGACAGGGAAGAUAUGGGAAGUGCACUGCUGACGUACAGUGUAAAAGUUCACCAGUUGCAUUUUGAUUGUUGUUUGAACAAAGUCGAAUAACUGGGGAGAAUGUAUCCUCACUGCUUAGACCUAUGAAAAAUAAUAAGUAUGUUUCAAGUACAGUAUGUAGCUGAAAAUAGCAUGUGAGACUGAAGUAGCAGGAAUGUAUUAAAAUUGUUCUCUUUUCCUCAUGUAAGAUAAGAAGAAAGCUCUCAAUUGUUAGAUCUUUGUGGAUCAUGAAACAGUGAUUGGUGUGUAGGGAUCCGAAACAGACAUUGGCUGUCACAACAGACACUGCUUUAAAACAACCCAGCUAGCACAUUUGGUUGCUUGGAAAUUGUGGCAACGAAAGUUCUUGGUCCUGGCAACGAAGCCAUAAGUUUCUUCACCAGUAAAAUGCAAUGUUUUUUCAACAUUCUGAGAAUGGAGGUGAAAAUAUUGUCUUUUCUGGGAAAGUACAUUUUUAGGUUGUAGAGAGGAUCUGAGAACAUUUUACUAUGGUUACCUGAAAGUUUUAUUAACGUUCUGAGAACGUAAAUUAUAGGUAGUUUUACUGUUUUGAACUCCAAGCACAGAUAGGACAUUCAUGAGGCAUUAAUCAUGCAAACACAUUUCUUUUUUUAUUGUGGCACAACACCAGUGAGAUUCAAACCUAUAAUCCUCUGUUUUCUAUUCAUGGAAUUAGUCCACUGUGCCACCAGGAUGCAGUUAGCAUGCCAUGUUUUUUUUUAAACUCAUACAAAGCUGUUAAUUUUAGUCUAUUCAAAAGACCCUAUUUCAAAGGAAACAGGCACUUAUUAAGAUCAGGUGUGGCUCAUUAGUGGUCAUGGUCAACACACCUGAACACACUUAAGAGUAUAGAGAUAGUUUUAUUGAUGCUGUGAACAGAAUCUUCAGUAAAAAGUUUGGACACACCUACACAUUUCUUUAUUUUGGCUGUUUUCUACAUUGUAGAGUAAUUGUGAAGUCAUCAAAACUAUGAAAUAACACAUAUGGAAUCAUGUAGUAACCAAAAAAGAGUUGAACAAAUCCAAAUAUAUUAUAGAUUUUAAAUUAUUCAAAGUAGCCACCCUUUGCCUUGAUAACAGCUUUGCACACUCAACCAGCUUCAUGAGGAAUGCUUUUCCAACAGUCUUGAAGGUUUUCCCACGUAUGCUGAGAACUUGUUGGCUCUUUUUCCUUGAUUCUGCGGUCCAACUCAUCCCAAACCUUCUCAAUUGGGUUGAGGUCAGGUGAUUGUGGAGGCCAGGUCAUCUGAUGCAGCACUCCAUCACUCUCCUUCUUGGUCAAAUAGACCUUACACAGCCUGGAGGUGUGUGCUGGGUCAUUGUCCUGUGGAAAAACAAAUUAUAGUCCCACUAAUCGCAAACCAGAUGGGAUGGCAUAUCGCUGCAGAAUGUUGUGGUAGCCAUGCUGGUUAACUGUGCCUUGAAAUCUAAAUAAAUCACCAACAGUGUCACCAGCAAAGCACCCCCACACCGUCACACCUCCUCCUCCAUGCUUCACAGUGGGAACCACACAUGCGGAGAUCAUCCGUUCACCUACAGUACUCUGCGUCUCACAAAGACACGGUGGUUGGAACCAAAAAUCUCAAAUUUGGACUCUUCAGACCAAAGGACAUAUUUCCACCGGUCUAAUGUCCAUUGCUCGUGUUUCUUGGCCCAAGCAAGUCUCUUCUUAUUAUGGGUGUCCUUUAGUAGUGGUUUCUUUGCAGCAAUUUGACCAUGAAUGCCUGAUUCCCACAGUCUCCUCUGAACAGUUGAUGUUGAGAUGUGUCUGUUACUUGAACUAUGUGAUUUAUUUGGGCUGCAAUCUGAGGCAGGUAACUCUAAUUAACUUCAUCAUAGCGCUUGACUGACCUUCAUGUCUUAACCCUUGUGAUGUCUUAAGGGUAAAAAAUGACCCGCCACUAUGUUUAACAGCAGAGAAAACCCCCUAAAUUAUAUUUUGUCAACUUGAAAUUUGAUUGAGUGACCCCAACAUUAGAAAAAGUGAAACAUCGCCUUUGUUCAUAUUUCAAAGAAAGCUGUACACCACCAGGAUACAAAGAUUGUCUCAUAGGCUGACCACACCGCUUGCGUUGCGUGCACGAGCGUCGCAAAAUAAAUGUAGAAAUCCACGUUAUUAAAUGAUUGCACCCACACUGCUCACGCGCACCAACGAGUGUCUGCGUUGCCAAAGGCUAAAAUAGAAAUCGGUUCUAUUUCUGACGCAGAUCGUGCUACAAGUCCUGCCACUCCCAUCGGUUUGUAGAAGCAGGUACCCACGUGCCAUCUCCUCACUGGUUAUACCCACGUGGGUGACUGAAGACGAACGAGGUCGAGGCGAGGCUAUACAAGUGGUAUCUCUUGCAAAAAAAUAUGUUUACACCUAUGCAGUACCUUUAGCAGUAGUAAUAAUAAUAAUAAACCUCUACUUUAGUAAAGAAAACAAUUAUGACAGGUGUUUUAAAAACGAGUGGUGUCCACUGAUGCAGUCAAUGCAGUCUUUCUGCAUUGUGAAGAGUGACAGGUGACAGGUUGUUUCUUCAUGCAAAAUAGAUUUGUUGGUUUAAAAUUCAAUUAAGCUGCUUUAUUUUAGGGGUUUAAUGAAGGCAGGACAUUUUUUACCCUUAGGACAAAGGGAGUAUACAGAAUGCUAAGACUACACAAGGGAUGUCUUAAAGUAAUGAUGGACUGUCGUUUCUCUUUGCUUAUUUGAGCUGUUCUUGUCCUUCUGUGGCUCAGUUGGUAGAGCAUGGCGCUUGUAACGCCAGGGUAGUGGGUUCGAUUCCCGGGACCACCCAUACGUAGAAUGUAUGCACACAUGACUGUAAGUCGCUUUGGAUAAAAGCGUCAGCUAAAUGGCAUAUAUUAUUAUUAUUAUUAUAUGGACUUGGUCUUUUACCAAAUAGGGAUAUCUUCUGUAUACCACCCCUACCUUGUCACAACACAAUGGAUUGCCUCAAAUGCAUUGAGGCUAGAAAUUUCAGAAAUGAACUUUUAACAACUCACACCUGUUAAUUGAAAUGCAUUCCAUGUGACUACCUCAUGAAGCUGGUUGAGAGAAUACCAAGAGUGUGCAAAGCUGUCAUUGAGGCAAAGGGUGGCUAUUUUGAAGAAUAUAAAAUAUAUUUUGAUUUGUUCAACACUUUUUUGGUUACUACAUGAUUACAUGUGUGUUAUUUCCUAUUUUAUUAUUCUACAAUGUAGAAAAUAGUCAAAAUAAAGAAAACCCCUUGAAUGAGUAGUUGUGUCCAAACUUUUGACUGGUACUGUAUACGUUUUUAAAUAACAUUCUCAGAAUGAUCUUGGAACGAGUGAUGAGGAAACUAAGCUUCCUGAAGCAUUGCGCAUUUCCAGCCAAUUGUGUCAAAAAUAGGUUAAUUACUCAAAGCUUUGAUCAACACGUUGUACACUAGUGGCACCUGCUGGUCAAAAUCAUUUAGAACCGCCAAAUUAUUAUAGAUGAAGUCGCACACGCCGUAGCGCGUGUGCAGGGUAGCGUUUUUGUCUUCUACCAAAACCAAUACAAAACCAAUCAGGUGGUUGCUCGAAAAAAAACUAUGUUUCAGAAGUCACUGAUCUCGUACUUCUGAUCAAGUGAAACAAGCAUUGGCACACUGCUUCAAAGUAAACUUCUUAGCAAUUUUCUUGUGGUUUUUAUGGAACGUUUUCUUAAUGUUCUGAGAACAUUUGGGGUGGCAGAUAGCCUAUUGAGCAUUGGGCUAGUAACUGAAAGGUUGCUCGAUCAAAUCCCCAAGCUGACAAGGCAGUUAACCCGCUGUUCCUAAGCUGUCGUUGUAAAUAAGAAUUUGUUCUUAACCUGGUUAAAAAAUAAAAACAUUACUUUAAAGAGAACCAUGAGGAAACCUUCAGGAGAUGUUAGGCUGGAAGUAGUGAAAUUCCCAAAGAAAACGUUUCUGAACCUUCUGAGAACAUUACUUUAAAUAGAGCCAUGAGGAAACCUGUAGAAAGUGUUAUGCUGAAGUACAGAAAUUCCUACAGAAGAAUGUUGUUUGUUAACGUUCUAUGAACAAUUUGAGAACAUUACUUUAAAGAGAACCAUGUGUAAACGUCAUGCUGUGUGAUUGUACAAAACAUUAAGGACACCUUCCUAAUAUUGAGUAUACUCAAUGUAUAUGGAUCUCAGAACUUAUGUGCUAGCUGCACCUUUCCCAGACCCUUGUGGGAAGGUUGUACAGUAUGCAAAAUAACCAUAGGACAACCACGCUCUCACCAAGCUCUAAGAAACAUAUGGUUCUCAGAAUGUUAUGGUAUUUAGGACCCGUUAAGCAAGGACAUGACCUUUCCCUGAUAGAUACUGUACGUUUCCAGAGCUCUGGGGCUUUGAACCCUCUAAAGUGAGGUGUUCCAGUGUCAUUCCAUGUCAAAUCUCUAGUUCUCAUUUUCAGCCUAAACAUGGUGGCUUUGUCCUUGUGUGACCUUCAGUGUGUCUCUGGACAGAAGACCCACUGCCAUGCUGGUGUCUGUCACUGUCACCUCAUUGGAUUAAGCAUGAUUACCACUUUGAGUACUUGGGAGAGGGCCAGCCCUAAACUAUAGACCCUCAGUGGACAGCAGCAAGACUGGCCUCUCCUAAACUACAGACAUAGUGUAAUGUUCAUGUGCUGGAUACUGCUGUCAUGUCAAUAGUCUGGAAAACCAGGCCCUGAUAAAGACAUGCUCUGGGAACAUUGGCGACGACUAAGUAUUUUUUUAAACCUCUCACUCUGGGCUGGAUGUGUUAAUGUGUAGUUCAUACAUGCGUAAUCUAUGAGCAAUUAGUACACAAAAUCCCUAGUUUGGAAGCAACUGUUUUUUUGGAAGCUGUGCUGCACCAUUUUUCCUAAGUUUUCUCCCACGAGAGCCAUCCCUCUAGUAAUUUGAGUUCAACCAAUGAGCUUCAGUCCCUCGCCAUUUGAGUGACCACACGGCAGAGCACGAGAGAGAGCAAAGACGUGGUGCACAUAUGAGACACAGUACCCAAUUUUCGUGGACCACUUUUGGCUCGUAAGCUCUAUUUUCAGAACUACUGGCUGAAAAGUAAACACAAGUACUGGACAAUCUCUUUAAGCUAGAGCAUUUGAAAUAUUAUGUGAGACAACUCGGAUUUCUACAGAGACUACAAAGUCUACAAAGCCAUUUUUCCUGUAAAUAUAAUCAAGUGUCUUGAGGUUGUUUCCUUUUGUGUAAUGAAUCAUAUCUGUCAUUUGAUGCAAAUUAUUUCAACAUGGAUAUUUUUAUGGAUGAUUCCUAACUAUGAUUUAUUUUGAAGUUAACUACCAUGUCACUCAAAACUGACCUAGUCCGUUUUUGCUAUCACGUUGACAGUGCUGUAUAAAACUAGAUUUUAGCCAGAUACAGCUCUGUCUUGUAGCAACAUUAUGAUGGUUAUGAUGAUGGUUGUGAUGAUGGUGAUCAUCAUGAUGGUGAUAGUGAUAAAAUGUGCCUGCCUGUGAGUAGGGUGACUCAAUGCAGUUGAUGGGUCCAUGUCCACUCAGUGGCGUUCUCACUCAUCAGACCCCAACAGAAUUAUGUUUACGCGUGGUUUUUAAGCCCAGCAUUUGAACAUUUUCACUUUUCAACAUUCCAGCGUUUGAACAGUGAUUGUUCCCCAAAAGAUAGCUUCUAUUAUAUCACAUGUCGUGUUGUAACUUGUUUUGUGGACAUCUUUCUGAAAUGUGAAUAGGAGGUAUUUGGUCCAAUGUUGUUCUGGCAUGUACGGGCCCACUGCUCUGUGGAACAUGAUGAGUUUUAUGUUGCUAUUGAAUUUCUGGUAUUGAAAAUAAAAAGCUUUCUGGUAUAUACAGUGCGUAGUGAAAGUCUACACACCCCUUGCACAGUCUUCACAUUUUGCUGCCUUUUAAUGUAAUUUUAUAUUUUUCUACAGAUCUACACAACCUACUUCACAUUUUCAAAGUCGAAGAUAGUAAUAGAACGAAGAUGUCCUCUGUGAAAGCACCUGAAUUGCCAAGUUAAAAUAAAGCUUAAAUAAAAUAAAUACAAAAAAACCUUUGCCAGCUAUUACAGCUGUGAAUAAUUCAGAAAAAUAUUCUACCAACUUUGCACAACUAUUAGGGCAACGUAUGUCCAUUGUUUUUGUCAAAAUUACUCAAGCUCAUUAAAUUUGGUUGGGAAUCAUUGACGGACAUAAAUAUUCAAACCUUGUCUCUGAUUUUCAGGCAAAAGUCAGGACUGAGACGAGACCACUCAGGAACACUCAACACCUUUUGUAAAGCCAUGUCUUUGGCAUUCAUUUUUUUGUAAUUGUCUCACAGAAAAAUAAAACUCUUUUACAAGGUUAGGUUUUCAGAAGACUGGAGCAGGUUUUCAUUGAACUUUUUACCUGGGCUUUGCUCCUUUCAUAUUUAUUUUGAUACUGACAACUUCCAAGUCUCUGCCGAUGACAAGCAUACCCAUAACAUGAUGCUGCUACCCCCACAAUUCUUUCAAAUACAUAGGGUUUCACUCUGUGUUGUGUUGUAUUGGAUUUAUUCCAAACCUGUAUUUUUUAAUUUAGGCCCAAAGUCAAUGUCUUUGACAUGUUGUCUUUCAGUAUUACUUAACAGCCUUGUUGCAAACCAAAUGGAUGAUUUGGAGUGGAUUUCUUAACACAGGCUUCAUUGUUUUCACUUUGUCAUACAGGCCAGUAAUGUGGAGGGAAUGCAAAUGUUGUUGAUCCCUUUGUAUUGUGGUGGCAAGAUUAUGAUAUGAGUAUGCUUUUCACAAGCAGGGACUGGGGAGUUUGUUAGGAUCAAAAUAAAUAUGAAAUGAGCAAAGCCCAGGUAAAAAGUUAGAGGAAAAGUUUUCUGAAAACCUAACUCUGGGAUCGGGUUUUAUUCUCUGCGGGCGAUUACACACAUUUUAAUGCCAAAGACAAACCUGAAUAGAUUUCCAAGAGACAUUGAGUGUUCCUGAAUAGUCCCGUCUCCGUCCUGCUUUAAAAAAAAAUCAGAGACAAGGUUUGAAUAUUGCUGUCCAUCAAUGACUCCCAGACAGAUUUACUGAGCUUGAGCAAUUCUGUCAAAGAUAGAAUCUUAUUCAAAAUGAUUCACAUCUGUAAUGGCUGCCAAAGGUGCUUCCACCAAAUAUUCAUUCUGGGGUGUGAAGACAUACCGAAUCAAUACAUCCUCAAUAUUUCUUAGUAAUUUAGAAAAUGUUCUAUAAAGUUUAGUUCCAAAACGCUAUAACCACACAUUUUUCACAUGUUUUUUUUCAUCCAAAAGUAUUACUUGUCGGUAACUUCAUGUGUGUAAACUAUUACUGCUCUCAGAAUAUUUGUUAAUGGAUUCUAGAUGUGUAUUAAAAUGGGGUUUGCUGCAAAACGCUAUAUAUCCAUUGUUUAGCUGGAAUGAAAUGUUUGUAUCCUGUAUUUGACUGUGAUAUGGGGUGUCACCUAGAGAUCUUAAGAUGAAUGGACUAACUGUAAGUCGCUAUGGAUAAGAGUUAAAGCCUUAUUCUAAAAUUGAUUAAAUCGUUUUUUUUACUCAUCAAUCUACACAAAAUACCCUAUAAUGACAAAGCAAAAAACAGGUUUUUAGACACUUUUGCAAAUGUAUAAAAUAAAAAAAAACGGAAAUAUCACAUUUACAUAAGAACUCAGACCCUAUACUCAGUACUUUGUUACAGCACCUUUGGCAUCGAUUACAGUCUUGAUUCUUCUUGGGUAUGACGCUACAAGCUUGGCACAUCUGUUUUUGGGGAGUUUCUCCCAUUCUUCUCUGCAGAUCCUCUCAAGCUCUGUCAGGUUGGAUGGGGAGUGUUGCUGCACAGCUAUUUUCUCCAGAGAUGUUCGAUCGGAUUCAAGUCUGGGCUCUGGCUAGGCCACUCAAGGACAUUCAGAGACUUGUUCCUAAGCCACUCCUGUGUUGUCUUGGCUGUGUGCUUAGGGUUGUUGUCCUGUUGGAAGGUGAACCUUCGCCCCAGUCGGAGGUCCUUAGCGCUCUGGAGAAGGUUUUGAUCAAAGAUCUCUCUGUACUUUGCUCUGUUGAUCUUUCCCUCGACCCUGAAUAGUCUCCCAGUCCCUGCUGCUGAAAAACAUCCCCACAGCAUGAUGCUGCCACCACCAUGCUUCAUCAUAGGGGUGGUGCCAGGUUUCCUCCAGACGUGAUGCUUGGCAUUCAGGCCAAAGAGUUCAAUCUCCAAGCAGGCUGUCAUGUGCUUUUACUGAGGAGUGGCUUCCAACUGGCCACUCAACCAUAAAGGCCUGAUUGGUGGAGUGAUGCAGAGAUGGUUGUCCUUCUGGAUGGUUUUCCCAUCUCCACAGAGGAACUCUGUCAGAGUGACCAUCGGGUUCUUGGUCACCUCCCUGACCAAGGACCUUCUCUGCCGAUUGCUCAAUUUGGCUGGGCGGCCAGCUGUUGGAAGAGUUUUGGUGGUUCCAAACUUCCAUUUAAGAAUGAUGGGGCCACUGUGUUCUUGGGGAUCUUCAGUGCUGCAGAAAUGUUUUGGUACACUUCUUCAGAUCUGUGCCUCGACACAAUCCUGUCUCGUGAGAUCUAUGGGCAAUUCCUUCGACCUCAUAGCUUGGUUUUUGCUCUGACAUGACAUGCACCGUCAACUGUGGGACCUUAUAAAGACAGGUGUGUGUCUUUCCAAAUCAUGUCCAAUCAAUUGAAUUUACCACAGGUGGACUCCAAUCAAGUCGUAGAAACAUCUCAAGGAUGAACAAUGGAAACAGGAUGCACCUGAGCUCAAUUUAGAGUCUCAUAGCAAAGGGUCUGAGUACUUCAAGGUAUUUCAGUUGUUUCUUUCUAAUAAAUGUGCAAACAUUUCUAAAAACUUGUUUUCGCUUUGUCAUUAUGGGGUAUUGUGUGUAGAUUGAUGUGGAUUUUUUAUUUUAUUUAAUCCAUUUUAGAAUAAGGCUGUAACCUAACAAAAUAUGGGACAAGGGAAGGGGUCUGAAUACUUUCCGAAUGCACUCUAUAGUGAUGUCACAAAUGCAUAAUUUGUACAUUUCUUUAUAAAAAAAAGGUGUUAUUUGACGUGUUUGACUCUGUAACUAGCAGUUCUACUUAUUUCUCUGACAGUGACGCGGAUAUAUAGCGUUUUGCAACAAAACAUGAUUAUUUGUCUCUCUGAAAUGAAAACAUUAAGUUAGCCAUAUCAAACAAAUACAUGCCUGUCAUUGAACAACCCCAUGCCCUGAUUAGGUGGUGAAAAUAUACACCAACCUCUUUUAUAAGUUCUUUAAACAAAACAAGCUAAUUUACCAACAUGUCUGAACAUUUAUAUAUAUAGCGUUCUGGAAUGAAACUCUUACAUUUUUCUUUCACUUUGAAAAUGUGGAGGUUGUGUAGAUCGAUAGGAAAAAAACAAAUUGAAUCCCUUUUUAGGUGUAAUUUUAAGGCAGGGAAUGUGUAGACUUUCACUAGCGACUGUAUGUAGUGUAUAUAUAAACAAAUACAUGUCUAAUUUAAUGCACUGUUCAUACUGUAUUUAAUCUAGAUGCCUGUCUAAAAAAAUAUGUUUGCAUAUCUGUGUAAAGAACCAUUAAAAAAUAUUAAUCCUCUUUAAUGAAAUGUCAACUAAGCUGUAGUGACAAAUCAUCUUUUGAAAAUCGAUUUAUGACAGCAAAAAAAAAUCACUGCUUUAGAUGUGGCAGAUAUAGUUAUGAUGAUGGGGAGAGCUGUGUCUCUUCUGGCAUAGCUACUUGGCUUUGUCUCAGUAGGUUAAAGAUAAACCACAUGUGGUUAGAUAUGGGCUUGUGUGUGUACCCACAGAGCUCAGGUGGUGGAUCUCUCGACAUUGUGUGAGAGGGGAAUGCUGCCAUGACAACGCUGAUACAGUGAGUCAUUGUGACCGUGUCCUCAGAUCCUCCUCACUAGCCCUCCCCUGGGACAUGAUGGACACCAGAAGGGCACCUGGAGGGGUUGGCAUGGCUGGGACUCUGGUGCUUCUCUGGGCAGGACUAGGUCUGUUCGAGGCUUGGGGAGAAGGAGCCUCCCAGGAUGGGUCCACACAUGGGCUGUCCCCUCUCCAAACAGGACCAUAGGAGUAUGGGAGAGUCAGGGGAGACCUAACACCAGCCGUGGCCAAAGGUGAGUAUGGCACCCCAGGAUAAAAUUGAUCUGGCCAUGACAGCAAUAUAUUGUAUUUUUGCAUGUUUGGUGUAUUUACAGUAAUUGAUAUAGAAGGUAUUGAGAAUUUUUUUGAAACUGUUGUAAUCCCAGAAUUGUGAUAAUCUGUAACAAAUAUUAAUGUAUUUCGCAGAAAUGUGUUGUUUUGUGUGAUGUGUUCCUACUUCGUUACUCUAACCAUGCCAACUUCACCAAAGCAAUACAUCUCAAUAUCUCUAUCUUUCACCCCACAACAGUGUUGUCAUAGAACCCUUUAAAAUAGGUGGAGAGUUGGUCCAUGUCAAACACGGGUGUUGCUUUCAAGCUUGGGGAGAUUCCACUCAGACAUUCCAUACUGGCAGCAGGUGAGACUCCAGUCUUUGAUCUCACAGAGAGGCAGCCAAGUUCUCUCUUCUCUAGGUAGACACAGCAACCUGUUCCAAUUAUCAAAGGAUGGUACCUCACCUUGCUCUCACGUUGGCUGACCAAACAGAUGUGGGAGAAGAUGAUCACAUCCAGUUCAUUUUUAAACUCACUGCCAUUCUAACAUCAAAGUGUGUUUCAAUUCCAUUGAUUGAGGUGAUGUAAUAUACACUACUGGCUGGUGAAUUCCUAACAUUCAUUUCAAUCAAAGUUGAGCAUUGCCAAAGCUAUCGUUAUUACACACUUCAGUCUCACAAUCCUCUCACUGAUUAUCGAUCCAUGUUUUGUUCCCUUUUCUAGAAUCUGUUGGACAUCUUGGACAUGCUUUCCCCCGACCACUACAAUGUCUCUACAGCAGGGGCUGAUUGGCCUACGAGACCGGACAGUACUCCACCUUGUUCCUCCCCACACACACAGCGUUUGGCCUUCAGUAAGUCAUAUGGAUUGACAGCGUGUGGAAAUGAUAACCAGCAAGCUGAUGUAAAGAUCAAAUCUAAUCAUUUUGAGUUUGAAAGGCAUUGUCGAAAUGCCUUAUUUUAUUGGGUAGAUGGGGAGAUUCUUUCAAGGUUGACAUUAUGCUUUGGUGCGAAACUUGAACUUGAAUGUUGACAUGUUGGGCACUGAAGCUGAAUGAAUAUUACUUUGCAUUGGCUUAUGAAACUGGUCUUCAAUGUGUUUAAAGGACCAGUUACCCUGUCUGAAACACGACAAUUACAUUUCACUCCACUUUGAAUGCAAAAUAGCCUUAUUUGGCUUGCUAAUUUGCAUCAGUCACAAUUGCAUAGACAAGACUGUCAACACUGUUUGUGGUUGAAGAUGCAGUGUGAGCCUGUGGGAGAUGUGUGUGUGUCAGGUUUUCAGAUGAGGCUGGGAGGCCUGGGUGGAGGAAAGGAGUCUGCUGGCAGUGCUGUCAGAGGAAGCGGAGGAGUUGCUACAGCUGAGACUGGGAUCUGGACUACUCACCUUCGUCAGUACCUGGAGACGACGCUACUCAGUACCAACAGAUACACGUGCACAUAUGUACACACACACAGUCAAGUCCUCAUCCUCACCGCCAGGAGCUAUGGCUGAGGAUGUUGAAAUAGAUGUCAUUAGAAUGGUUGACGUGACAAAUAUGUCUCCUAUUCCAAUGUUAAGAAAAUCCAUAGAGCGUAUCAUUUAUUUUUGCCCUUAAAACAAAGCUCAAUGACUAUUUCCACGCAUAGACACUGUAGGCACAAUGUCCUCUACAGUGGAGUGUCUCUAUACCCGUUGCCUACUGAUCCACCACAUCUCUCUCUGUGUGUCCUCUUCCUCUGGGCAGGUUUCAAGCAGAGGGAUGGAGAGUGGCACCGGCUGGCCCUGUCUGUCUCUCUGUCCAGACUGGAGAUGUAUGCUGACUGCUGCCUGUCAGACUGUAGACCCUGGAGGUCUCCACCCAAGGUCUCAUUCUGCUGGGUGGGGCCAUCCAGCCCUACCACAAACCCUUUACCGUAAGCCCACUGCUUUCUGACCCCUGUGCUACAUUCCUCACAUCGGCCCCAGUCUUCCUCUCACCCCGGGGAAAAGAGGGAUGCACCAGGGAGGAAGGUCAAGUUUCAUGUUUGUAUUAGUCGUAGGUACACCGUCCAAUGAAACGCUUACUUGACUUGCAGGUUCCUUCUCAACAAUGCAACAACAAUAAGAAAUAAGAAAAGAUAAGAAACAAACAUAAAGUAAAUUUACUGUAGGUUGGCUCAAUGUGAAGUUCUUGAUUGGACUAAUCAGAGAAAAUGACUUGGUGAUGUACUGUAUGCUUGGUCAUAUCUUCUGGUGGAGUAAUAGUUAUAUUAUCUUACAAAUUAAUUAACUUGUUUUAUUUGAACUGUUAUUGCUCUUGAUAAUUUAACGGUUUUACGAUGCAUUCAAAGCGUUAUUGGAUUUUUUCCCCCCAAUCUGAAUCAAAGGAAUAUCUCUUAACAUUUGAAGCUCUUUUUUUUUUACAUGAAUCAAAAUCUUUCUGCCUGAUAGACAGAGCUCUAAUUGUGCAGACCUAAACCGAAGAGUGAAUAUUAAAAUCAAUGGAGAACCAUCAUCAUAUUGUAUGUGGUGGUGCUGUAUGGCUUGUCUUAACCAGCCAAGGUGUGUGGACACAGCCAGGCUGAGUCCAGCCAUCUCAGUGGCCAUCCUUUAUCCUAGCCCACGUCAUUGACAAGGCUUCUAUGGAUGACACUGCCUCCUCAGUGAUGCCCUGCCUGUAUAAAACCUCACGUCUCCCCUCACUCUGUCCUUUCCUGCACAUGAACAAAGCAGGACUAACACAUACCACACACACCAACAACUGGCACUCCCACCUGAAAAGAAGGGACCUAUCCAUGUGGAAUAUACUGAUGUUUACUCGUAAGAAGCUACCUGGUGGAUAUUGACCUCACCGUCUGGGGCUGCAACUGUGGAACUGUCACUGGAGGUUCCGGACAAUGGACCGUCGCAGGAAGUUCCGGACCGUGUAUCGUCGCAGGAGGUUCCGGAAGCUCCGGACCGGGGAACAUCACCGGAAGCUCCGGACAGGGGACCAUCAACGGAGGCUCCGGACUGGGGACUGUUGCCGGAUGCUCUGGACUGGGGACCGUCGCCGAAAGCUCCGGACUGGGGACUGUUGCCGGAUGCUCUGGACUGGGGACCGUUGCCGGAUGUUCUGGACUGGGGACCAUCGCCGGAAGCUCCUCCCAGGUGGUCUUUGGCUCUCUCCAUUCACUCUCCUCCAAUUUCUCCAUCUUCUCCCAGAUGGGCUCUGGUUCCCUCCUCGGCUCCGCUAACCACCCCGUGUGCCCACCCCCAAAACAUUUUUGGGGCUGUCCUUUGGGCUUCCGUUGUGGCCGCGAACCCUGGCGUCGGCGCUAUCCUCCCUUCUCUCCUUGCGUCUGCUGCGAAGGAAGGUGAUCCUGUCCUGCCAGGAUUUCCUCCCAAGUCCAGGAUCCCUUCCCAUCCAAGAUUUCCUCCCAAGUCCAGGAUACCUUCUCCUCCUGGGCACGCUGCUUGGUCCUGGUGUGGUGGGAUCUUCUGCCACGAUCGUCAUAAUAACAUUCAGAUCAAGGCGCUGCGUGAUAUGGGUGAUAUGGCAAAAAAACGAUAAAGAGCAAACGACACGUGAAGCUAUGGAGUGCUCACAGGCACCUACACAUAAUCAAGGUCCCACAAAAAAACUAUUGGCCUAGCGUCACCCGGGUUAGGGAGGGUUUGGCCGGUAGGGAUAUCCUUGUCUCAUCGUGCACCAGGGACUCCUGUGGCAGGCCGGGCGCAGUGCACGCUAACCAAGGUCGCCAAGUGCACGGUUGAUAGAGGAAAUUAUGGUUGAAAUGACUAAUUAUGUAUACAUUCCAAUCAGAACUGACUAGUCCAAAUGCUAUAAUGUACUGUACAUGUGAAUUUUCUCUCUUGCUCCCUUUCCCAAUUGUAUAUAAUGUAGUCAGGAGUUUAGUAACAAUGAAGGUCUGUUCCUUAGUUCAUUCAGUUGUACAAAUCUCCAGGUGGUGGGAACGGGCCAGAUUGUCUAGAAUGUUGAUUUAUGCUGACUGGCCUUGACUUCGUGCUGAUAACGCGAAGGCUCAAGAGCUAGGGGGCCCCUCUGCUUGUGAAAUAGAACGUUUGGAAAACGCUGACGUCAUUUUCAGUUUAUAACCUGUGGAAAUGUGUGUAUGCAUUUAGUACUCUCUUGUAAUAAACGCUGUUUACCUUUGGCUUUUAA